UCUUUCAACAGCAGCAACAGUUAGUCAGACACCUCGGUAGCUUGCUAGACAAAUUAGACGAAACAAUAAAACUCUUUAGACGCUUUAGUGUAUAUCAGCCACUGUGUUUUAAACCCACUUCUGUCGUCUAGUUAGUUAUCCGAUUUACUUUAAUAUUUACGAUGAUAUUGGUCAGCUCAUGGCAAUUUAGAUUGCUGCUCAUUCAUUAGCCUAGCUAGCUAACAUCCACGACCAUGAGUUCACUAAGCUACUCUCCUACUGCUGAAGAAGAGGAGGUCUGCUGGACGGAGAAAGAGGGUCUGUGGCUGAACGUUGUCGUUAAAGAGGAGAAAGAAGAGGAGGCUGUUACAAUACAAAAACAAGUGGAGGGUGAGGCUGUUACCGUGAAAGAAGAAGAGAAAGACGUUUCAGUUAAAGAAGAGGAAGACACGUUCAGAGUGAAAGAGGAGGAGGAUGUUACAGUAAAAGAAGAGGAGAAAGAGGAUGCAGUUUUUGGAGUGAAAGAGGAGGAGGGGGAGAUGACUGUCACAUCCAAAAAGGCGGAGGAAGAAGAUGAGGAAACUGGAUAUCUGGGCCCGGUUUCCCAAACGCAUCUUAAGGCAUCCAAUGGUAACGAUGAAUUUAGCCAUACAAUGGUUUUGGGAAACCGGGUCCUAAUUAACACUAGAGAGCGACAUGAUGAUCGUGGAUCCUCUGGGGAGCCUCAACAACAUCAUGAUGCUGAAGAGGCAGAGGAGAGUUUUUCCGCAUCAGAACAUCUCAAGAAACAGAAGCGGAAACACACAGGGAAGAAACCUCACCACUGCUCUGACUGUGGGAAGAGAUUCACCUCUUCAGCAGACCUCAAAAGACAUCAGAGAAUCCAUACAGGAGAGAAACCUUAUAGCUGUGAUCAAUGUGGGAAGAGAUUUACUGAUCUAAGCAGCCUGAAAAGACACCAGAGAAUUCACACUGGAGAGAAACCUUAUAGCUGCACUGACUGUGGGAAGAGUUUUAAUGUUCCAAGCAGCCUGAAAACGCACCAAAGAAUUCACACGGGAGAGAAACCUUAUAGCUGUGAUCAAUGUGGGAAGAGUUUUGUUUCAUCUAGCCAGCUGACUGUACACCAGAGAACACACACAGGAGAGAAAUGUUAUAGCUGUGAUCAAUGUGGGAAGAGUUUUGUUUCAUCUAGCCAGCUUACUGCACACCAGAGAACACACACAGGAGAGAAAUCGUAUAGCUGUGAUCAAUGUGGGAAGAGAUACUCUGGUAAAAGAUCUCUGAUUAGACAUCAGAAAAUACAUGAAGGAGUUGUUCCAUGAUAUCAAUAAAAUGUCACAAUGUAGAACCCUAAACGUUUGUCCCCUGAUCUAUUGAUUUCAGCAUGAUAUGGAUAUUAGCCUCAUCAGGGGAAAAAUCCAGGUUCUGAAAUGAAAGAGUAGUAUUUAUUAUUAUUUAUGUGAUUAACAAAAAGUGUUGCGUUACACUUAUCUCGUCGGUGAUCCACUUGAAUCAAAAUGCAACUCUUCAAAAUGUAGCGAGCUGUUUACCACAAGUUGUCCUCUAACCAGUGAUGUACACAUUAAACCCAGAUUCCAUGUG
Molecule: messenger RNA, 1584 nt
Organism: Oncorhynchus nerka (sockeye salmon)
Lineage: Eukaryota; Metazoa; Chordata; Actinopteri; Salmoniformes; Salmonidae
Product: gastrula zinc finger protein XlCGF52.1-like
Exons: 2
Coding region: 234-1304 (356 amino acids)
Biological process (GO): regulation of transcription by RNA polymerase II
Molecular function (GO): RNA polymerase II cis-regulatory region sequence-specific DNA binding; DNA-binding transcription factor activity, RNA polymerase II-specific
Source: RefSeq, a predicted model, not a curated record